AUGGUGUACGACAAGUCUUGUCAUUUACCAGUGGAGAUGGAAUAUAAAGCAUACUGGGCCUUGAAAUUUUUUAACUUUGAUGAAGCUGCAUCUAGAGAACAAAGGAGGUUGCAGCUCUUGAAGUUGGAAGAGAUGAGAUUGACCGCUUAUGAAUCUUCAAAGUUGUAUAAAGAAAAGGUUAAAAAGUAUCAUGACAAAAAGUUGCUCAAGAACGACUUUCAGCCAAGACAACAGGUGUUAUUUUUCAACUUAAGACUUAAAUUGUUCCCUGGAAAGCUUAAAUCAAAGUGGUCUGAACCAUUUACCAUCAAGAAAGUUCAACCAUAUGGAGCAGUGGAGCUUUGUGAUCCUCAAUCUAAAGAUCCUGACAGGACAUGGGUAGCGAACGGACAGAGGUUGAAGCAAUAUCAUGGUGGAGCUAUGGAAAGAUUGAACACUGCUCUAUGCUUGGAUCCUGGAUAA
This is a messenger RNA of Glycine soja, 462 nucleotides long. RefSeq lists its product as uncharacterized. The transcript has a single exon. NCBI's taxonomy places the organism in Eukaryota, Viridiplantae, Streptophyta, Magnoliopsida, Fabales, Fabaceae. The record is from RefSeq and is a predicted model, not a curated record. The coding region runs from base 1 to 462 and encodes 153 amino acids.